Messenger RNA from Acipenser ruthenus (sterlet), 5163 nucleotides. RefSeq lists its product as uncharacterized. Gene Ontology annotation, cellular component: nucleus; Dbf4-dependent protein kinase complex. Gene Ontology annotation, molecular function: protein serine/threonine kinase activator activity; zinc ion binding; nucleic acid binding. Gene Ontology annotation, biological process: regulation of cell cycle phase transition; positive regulation of nuclear cell cycle DNA replication. The transcript is spliced from 12 exons. Bases 225 to 3389 code for a protein of 1054 amino acids. NCBI's taxonomy places the organism in Eukaryota, Metazoa, Chordata, Actinopteri, Acipenseriformes, Acipenseridae. The record is from RefSeq and is a predicted model, not a curated record.
GUGUUUCGCGUUUCGGUGUGUACGAAUUGUCCCUCGUAGAGCGCCGUAGAGCAGUUGGGGAGGGGUUCAGUGUCAUUGUUUGGCCAUUGCGGGACGGGCGGGCUAAACGGAGAUUUAAACUGCAGAUGGAGGGAUAAUAAUCUGCCGAUCUACAGAAAGAAAUUCAAAGUAAAAACACAUUAAACUAACGCGAAGGUGAUCCACGCAGUGCUGCCGGAGCAGACAUGCAGAGGCGAGCCCGGGUUCAGGAGCUGGAGGCGGGGCUGGCCCCGGGGAGGCGGCCCUUCCAGGGGAAGUCCUUCUACCUGGACCUGCUGCAGAGCAAGCACGCCCCGCGGGUCGUGGAAGCCAUCAGGAGGAUGGGAGGGACAAUCGAGAGUUUCCUCAGCAAGGAGGUGAGCUACCUGGUGUCGAGGAGUCAAGAGGCCAGGCAGGGGGGCAUCACCAAGGCAACGAAGGGGCAGUCUGUCCAAGAGGCCAGACAGGGAGGCAUCACCAAGGAAACAGAGGGGCAGUCUGUCCAAGAGGCCAGGCAGGGAGGCAUCGCCAAGGCAACGAAGGGGCAGUCUGUCCAAGAGGCCAGGCAGGGGGGCAUCGCCAAGGCAACGAAGGGGCAGUCUGUCCAAGAGGCCAGGCAGGGGGGCAUCACCAGCUCUCCCUCUCCGCCUCUGACCAGCAGGAAAGGAAACCAGCGACCAGCCAGCACAACCCAGAGCAGCCGUGGGAAGGCGUUGCUGGAGAAGGCGAUGUGCAGCACUCAGGCUCGCGGUGAGGGGAGCCGUGUCCUGGCCGACGCUCGGUCCUGGGGAGUGAAGGUCCUGCACAUCGAUGACCUUCUGGCCUACAUUGAAAAGGUCACUCUUCAGAGCUCCCAGGCGAAGAAAAAGAAAGCAGAGGUGCAGACUGUAACAGCCUCGCCUCCUUCUGUCCUGCAGAAGAAACCUGCUGCUGCCACACCUCUGGCCCGCGUUGUGAAAGCAGGGACCCUGAAGCAGCCUUUUCUUAAGAUUGAAGACUGCAGCAGGCGCUACAAGCCCCUUCACCUGCAGCUCGCCUGCCUCCCUCAGCUGGACUUCUCCAGAGUCACCCGCUGCAGCCCCUUCGAACCCCCGGCACCACUGCAGCCUGGGACAGAGGAGGACCAGCUCAAGAGGACGGUCAAGAGGGAGAGCCGUGGACUGACCUCCAGCGACGGAGAGCGGGAGAAGCAAGGUGCUGCGGCCACCCCUCCCCUGCCAGUCACCCCCGUGGACAGGAAGCGCCAGGGCUUCUGCGAGUGCUGCCAGCAGGCCUUCCAGGAGCAGAACGAGCACCUGCAGUCCGAGCAGCACCGGGUCUUCGUUCAAAACACCUCGCACUACUCUGCAGUGGACCGGCUCAUCUCGCAGCUCCAGUGCCACUUUGUGGAGCUCCCCGCACAGCACAGCUCUCUGCUCAGGUGUGUGAGUCCUCCUGUCCGCUCCCCAGAGGUUUCCCUGGACCUGCCUCAGAAUAACAGCGAGGUAGAGAAGGCUAUCGAGGCCCUGCUGUGUCAGGGGGAACCUUCCACACAGGGAAGAGGCCGGGGGGACUGCAUUCUCAACGCAACACCUCCCCAGCAGAGAGGAGAGGGGGACUGCAUUCUCAACGCAACACCUCCCCAGCAGAGAGGAGAGGGGGACUGCAUUCUCAACACACCUCCCCAGCAGAGUGGAGAGGGGGACUGCAUUCUCAAUGCAACAGCUCCCCAGCAGAGAGGAGAGGGGGACUGCAUUCUCAACACACCUCCCCAGCAGAGUGGAGAGGGGGACUGCAUUCUCAACGCAACACCUCCCCAGCAGAGAGGAGAGGGGGACUGCAUUCUCAACACACCUCCCCAGCAGAGUGGAGAGGGGGACUGCAUUCUCAACACACCUCCCCAGCAGAGAGGAGAGGGGGACUGCAUUCUCAACACACCUCCCCAGCAGAGUGGAGAGGGGGACUGCAUUCUCAACACACCUCCCCAGCAGAGACGAGAGAGGGACUGCAUUCUCAACACACCUCCCCAGCAGAGACGAGAGAGGGACUGCAUUCUCAACACACCUCCCCAGCAGAGUGGAGAGGGGGACUGCAUUCUCAACACACCUCCCCAGCAGAGACGAGAGAGGGACUUCAUUCUCAACACACCUCCCCAGCAGAGAGGGGGGGUGACCUCACUGGCAGGCACUCCCUGUGGGCCUGUGAACGCUGCUAACGAACCAGUGCUGAGACCUCUGUAUAGACCAUUGAGCCAGGAAGGUGGCAAGGAGCAGGACAGGGUGACUGUGGGACUCAAACACAGGAACUUAAGCCAGGGUGCGCCCCAAGAUACCUCACCAAAGCCUGGGCACUGCCUCCCCCGCACAGCCUCACUGGCGCCGCGGAACAGCAAGAAACGCCCCCGCUCGUCCAGCACCAGCCCCGUGGGGAGGAAGAGACGGAGAGUCGCUGCGGAGUGCUCCUCGGACCCUUCCUUCAACAGGCUCUCCUACAGCCAGCCUGGGAGGACGGCUGGCCCCAGGGCUCAGUCAGGGGAGGCCGGAGCUCUCCUCCGAGCGGAAACCCCAGGACUGCUCCCGCAAAGGGAACAUUUGAAGCCAGCAGGGACCCCGGGGAUCCAGCCUUCAGCUUCCGGAGCUCCUGACGUGGGGCGACUCCUUCAGGAACCUGCCUCAGAGUGCCUUCACAAGGGUUUCAGCAAGCCAGCACCUCCUCCAUUUCCUGUUCCCUCUGCCCCUGACUCUCAGCCCCUUGCUGCUGCUGAAACCCCCCCAUCUGAACCCAUGCGAGCAGAGCAGGGCCAGCUGUCGACCCCCCGUGGUUACCAUAACGUGAACGUAGCAGGCUGGGUCGGGGGUCCCUUUCCUCCUCCCUUUGAGCCCACAGCCCAGCAGGCUAUGGGGUGGCCAGGGGGGUUCCUGCCUUUGUCUGGCCCGGACCAUCUUCCCGCCCCCAUGAACUUCAGACCGAGCCUGCCGGGCCAGUGCUUUGCCCCCGUCCUGCCACCUGUGUGUCCUGUCAAUCAGCCCCCUGAGCUCCCGCCUGCCUGGCCCAUCUACCCCCCUGUCCCAGAGCACAGCUCUGCCAUGUCUCAGUCCUUCUCCUCCCUGCACGUCGACACCAGCCUGCUGCCUCCAGGGAGCUUCUCCUCAGAGUCUGACUGGGACUGCGACCUGCUCUCCCGGCUGGAGGGCCCUCCUGCCGCUAGGGGGCAGUGUGACGUGGACAUGGAGGUGCUGCGGCAGGCUUGCGCCACCGUGCAGGACAGCGGCUACGAGUCCCGCCUGUGUUCUGUGCUGAGGCAGUCGGAGCUGGACUGGGCUGCUGGCUUGCGCUGCGCAAACGAGACUGAGCCAAUACCGUUCGGGGGCCUGGAGGCCUGGCCUGUGUGACACCAAGGGGCUGAAGAAGCAGCUGACUGCUUCACACUCAGGGAUCGUCGGGGCCGCAGAAACUCGCAGCUCCUGCACACGGCCCUGGGGAAUAUUUGUGUUUGUUAGUUUUUCAACUGCCUUGCUGAGAUUGUGUUUUUCUAAAAUCUAGGAUAGAAAUACUAAAAACUAAAAUUCAGACGUGUGAAAGAGACUUUAGUAGAAACGUUUGUCAUUGAAUUUUAGUUUUAGAAAUAUUUUUUCUAAAUUCAGCGCCACUGAGUGCUUACUAGUUAUGGAUAAUAACAUCUGAGAAACCAAGCAACUGCUGAAUCAAACCCGUCUACCUUGAGUUUCUGAGGUCCUUUUUAAAUCAAACUCCCGCUGAAUCGGCUCUGAAUUGACGAGGCAUAUAUUGCAGGAGUUACCCAACCAGAAACAAGCCUGUCUGUUGGUCUUUUAUAAAUAGUUGCCAACUAGAAGAUAGGAGAACUGUUUACCUGACCCCUGCUCAGUGCUGCUCACCUUUCACAACAGUAGCUGUACAUGCAGGGAUAGGACAGGACCAUGUUUAUUUAGCUGUGGUCAGAUUGAUCAAACCUGAUCUAAAAUUAAAUCCUAUUUUGGAAUAAGUGUAGUUCUGAACCCCAGGACUGGAUGCAGCAGCAGCAGGGCUAGUGUGAGUUUCUAACCCUGCUCAAACUCCUGGCUCUUGAUCAUUUCAAUUCUAGACUUCAAGGUGAGCUCUGAAACCCAGGGCUAGUGUGAGUUUCUAACCCUGUGGUUUACCAGCGGGGGUGACACUGAGGCGCGAGGAGGUCAGGAAUUAAUUUCAGGUCAACAUUUAAAAACUCUGGAUGGCUCCCAUAGAAGAGUUGGCAGCCAUGCCUCAGAGCAGCACUUAGACUCAGCUCAGCUCCACUUGCUGUUGUCAUACCUGGUGUGACUGAUAGUAGAAACUGUGGAUUAAUUAGCUACCACUGGUGUGGAGCUGGGCGUGAGAGUAGAGAACUCUGCUUACAGGACCCCCUGGUUUUAAUGGGAUGAAGGGCUGGUUUUAACGAGGUUUGCUAUAGGGCUGAUGGGGACACACUGGGAUCUAGAAUUAAAAGUAUUUUGUGCUAGUUUAAAUAUUCUUCUAGCUGUAGUUUUCUUUUUACAUUUGUUCCCAAUUCAAGCUAUAAAAAUUACUUUAAUUUCUCAUUACUUUAAGUAAUUGUAUCAAAUAUUUCCAUAAACUCUUGGGCCGCGCACACGCAUUCAUUCCGUAGGUCUCAAGUUUGAGCAGACGUGUUUAUUUUAAAUGCUGAUAUCUGGUACUUCACAUGAUUAAAUGAAUCUCUAUUUGCGACCCCUGCUUUUAGACUGCCUUGUGCUUCCUGGGUCACUUCCCCAGGAGCCCCUGCCUGUUCCCUGGCUGCCGUCCCGUCUAACUUAUCCAGCCGUUCCCACUAUUGACUGACACACUUUCAGACGCAUACUGUAGCAGCAGAUUAAAAUGAAAACGUCUGAGACGUGUGUCGCUAUCGGGAAUGCGGAAUGGGUGAGGUGUACUGGGGCUGCAGUUACUUGAAGGUGUCCCGUGUGUGUCUGCACUGCUGCUGCUGCACAGCGCGCUGCUGGAGGGGCCCCCUGAUGAAGCAGGGCUUCGCUUCACUGCUUUGUGUUCAUGUACAUCGUGUAUAGAGGCACACAUUUACAGCCACAUGUUUUGUGGUUUGUGUUUGUGGUUUUUUUUUUCCAAAAAUAUAUAUUUUUAUCAAGUUAUUUAAAAAUUAAAGCAUUUUUAAUUUUG